Morus notabilis is the source of this 1191-nucleotide messenger RNA. Its product is annotated as transcription factor ORG2. The coding region runs from base 1 to 1191 and encodes 396 amino acids. The transcript has 4 exons. Gene Ontology annotation, molecular function: protein dimerization activity; DNA-binding transcription factor activity, RNA polymerase II-specific; RNA polymerase II transcription regulatory region sequence-specific DNA binding. Gene Ontology annotation, cellular component: RNA polymerase II transcription regulator complex. The record is from RefSeq and is a predicted model, not a curated record. Gene Ontology annotation, biological process: regulation of transcription by RNA polymerase II. Lineage: Eukaryota; Viridiplantae; Streptophyta; Magnoliopsida; Rosales; Moraceae.
AUGCUAGCGUUAUCUCCUCCUUCGUUUUCGACAAAUAUUGCAUAUUGGCCCCUAGAGGAUACCCUAGGCCAUGAUGAUCAAAAUUAUUUCUACAGAGACGUAGAGCCUGCUAAUUCAGAUCAAUCAGUAUUUCUUAACAGCUUCCCAAUGACACUAGUAACGUCCGAUCAGCGAUCGCGGGCUGAGCUUGAUUGGUUGGCAUCGCCGACGACCACGACAGGCGCUAUUAGCAGGGAUCUCAGCAUGGCUGUCAGGAAGCUCAACCACAAUGUUAGCGAGCGCGAUCGCCGCAAGAAGAUUAACCACUUGUACUCCUCUCUUCGUGCGUUGCUUCCAGCUUCGGAUCACACGAAAAAGUUGAGCAUUCCAGCUACAGUUUCACGCGUGGUAAAAUACAUACCAGAACUACAACAAGAAGUUGAGGGACUGAUUCGAAAGAGGGAAGAGCUUUUAUCAAUAACUAAUUCAAGGCAGCUCCAAGUUGGUCAAGAAAUUAAGAACCAAAUAAAAAGCAUAUCUCGAACUUCAUUAUCUUCUGUUUCAGCUAGUCAACUUAAUAAUAAAGACGUUGCGGUUCAAAUUUCCACAUUGAAGGCCGACAAAAAUUACACAUUAUCUGAAAUAUUACAUAAUUUGGAGGAAGAUGGACUUUCAGUGCUAAACAUCUCGUCCUUUGAGUCCUCUUGUGGGAGGGUAUUCCACAAUUUACAUCUCCAGAUGUCAAAAUUGAUGAGGAAGAUAAAGCGGUACAGUGAAAGUGAAGAUGUUGAUGGAGUUGUGAGGACAUUGACAAAUGUUAGGCAUGUUUUUCAACUAAGGAGAAGUUUGAUUUCUUUGGAAGCUUUGGACACUUUGGGUUGUGAGUACUAUGCAAAGAGUGGUUUUAUGCAAGUCAACAGAGGUGAUUUAGUAGCCAUCAAGGGUGAAAAAGUAAAAAACUUGUAUAAGCUUAUUGGAACCACAGUUGUAGGUGGAGCUAUAAAGGAGGAACUAUGCCAAGAAGAGUCUUCUUCGGUUAUGAAAGAAGUUGUAGGAGUAAAAUGGUGCAACAAGAUGUGGAUAAUAGUUGAAGACAAUAAAGACAAGAUGGUGAAGACUUGUGGCAGUGAAGAUGCUUUGAAGAAGAAGAAGACAAUUCCUCAUGUCAAGUUUGAUAAGAGUUUGAAUUUGGCACAUGUUUAUUCUUGUUAA